CCCCAGUCGCGAGAUGUCAACUGCCGCACGCAGGUGGUGCUCGAGUCCGUAAUGGCGUAUGACGGCUGAGGAGAGCCACGGGUGCGAAACGCGCACGGGUGCUCCGAAGUUUUUCCGCGUGUCCGCCAACCAACGCCGCACCGCGCGGGGGUGGUUGAUCGAAAAGUGCCGCGGCGCGUAGUGCACGUGUGUGGGGUACGGUGUGGCCGCGUUUAAGAUGAGCGCGUCGACCGUCGGCGUGCUGCCGUCGUACCAGCGCCUCGCGAACGGCGUACCGGUGCCGUUGUUCACGAGACGGUCCUUCCGUCCGCGCGAGAAGUACCUGAUCCUCCUGGUAUUCAUGACGUUCGGCGUCGUGUGCUUCGGCGCGUUCUUCUACCUGCCGGACUUCCGUAACGGCGGCGCCGCCGUCAACAGUGUCUACCGCGUGUACCAAAGUAUGCAGAAGGCCGGGCCGGAGCUUCUGCUGCCGGUGCCGCCGCGCGCCUCCGCCGACGGCCUCAAGGACUCGCGCCUGUCCGCGAUGAUCGGCCAUCCGAACGCGGUGCCGCCUGGCCACGAGGGCCACGAUCACCAGGACGUGCACCUCCUCGAGGACAGGCAGAAGCUGCAGGCGAAAAUCGACGAGGAGUAUCAGCAACAAAAAACAUUAGAGAAACCGGACAUGGGUGAAUCGCGAGUGCGUACAAGUAGUUCCUCAUCGUUGAUAGUGCACAAGGAAGAAACGAUUUUGGUGACAGUGCCACCAGCGCCCGCGGAUAAGCUGCCAUUAAUCGUCGGCGGAGAGGAUAAGGACCAUAUCGCCAGGCAACGAAGGGACAAAGUGAGAGAGGUGAGUUUCUUUCAGUUUAGAGAAUAUUUGCGAAUGGUAAACCAUAAAAUAUAUAUUUGCGAAUAA
Molecule: messenger RNA, 898 nt
Organism: Temnothorax curvispinosus
Lineage: Eukaryota; Metazoa; Arthropoda; Insecta; Hymenoptera; Formicidae
Product: mannosyl-oligosaccharide 1,2-alpha-mannosidase IB-like
Exons: 2
Coding region: 218-898 (226 amino acids)
Source: RefSeq, a predicted model, not a curated record